This is a messenger RNA of Penicillium manginii, 1380 nucleotides long. Its product is annotated as glycoside hydrolase family 76 protein. The coding region runs from base 1 to 1380 and encodes 459 amino acids. Gene Ontology annotation, biological process: fungal-type cell wall biogenesis; carbohydrate catabolic process. The record is from RefSeq and is a predicted model, not a curated record. NCBI's taxonomy places the organism in Eukaryota, Fungi, Ascomycota, Eurotiomycetes, Eurotiales, Aspergillaceae. The transcript is spliced from 3 exons. Gene Ontology annotation, molecular function: mannan endo-1,6-alpha-mannosidase activity.
AUGUUAGGACACAAUUUGAAGACGGCCCUGGCCGUGUCAUUGCUGGCUAGCUCUGCGGCAGCAAUCGAUUUGAAUAUCAAAGAUGAGCAAUCAAUCAAAGAUGCCGCCAAAACUGCCGCGUCGGGCGCGAUGGCCUUUUACUCGAACCGGUCGUCCGAUAUCCCCGGCUACGUGUUCCCGGCCUGGUGGGAAGGGAGUGUGCUUUUCGGCGUCAUGAUGCAAUACUGGUCUUUGACUGGAGAUGACUCUAACAACGACGUCGUGAGCGAGGGAAUGUAUUGGCAGCGCGGGUCCGAUGACAAUUACAUGCCCAGCAACUUCAGUUCGUUCCUGGGUAACGACGACCAGCUCAGCUGGGGCCUUGCUGCGAUGACCGCCGCAGAGCUGGAUUAUCCCCAGGAAUCAUCGAUGCCGUCUUGGGAGUCACUCGCGGCGAAUGUUUGGGAUACUGUCGCCGCCCGGUGGGAUACGGAUAACUGCGAUGGGGGUCUGCGGUGGCAGAUCUAUACGUACCAGUCUGGUUAUACUAUGAAGAAUGCGAUUUCCAAUGGUGGACUGUUCGCUCUUUCGGCACGACUGGCUCGGUUCACGAAUAACCAGACGUAUGCGGACUGGGCAGAGAAGAUCUGGGAUUGGAGCGCGAAGGUGCCCCUUCUUAACGAGAAGUCCUGGAAAAUUGCCGAUUCGACCUCGUGCGAAGAUGACUGCAAUGAGGCUGGUAAUAUACAGUGGAGUUUCAAUUAUGGCUUGUACAUGUCCGGAGCUGCCUAUAUGUAUAACCAGACCGAGGGAAAGAGCAAGUGGAAGGAUGGCCUGACUGGUCUCCUCAAAACAUCCCAGAAGCAGUUCUUCCCUACGAAAUAUGGUGGAAAGAUCUUGUCUGAAGUCACAUGCGAACCGUCUGAGCAAUGCAACGAUUACGAAUUGCUUUUUAAAGGUCUCUUCGCGCAAGAACUAGCCUUCAUCGCCCAGGUCGCGCCAUACACCGAAUCCGAUAUCUUGCCCUUGCUGCAGGGCUCCGCUGUUGCGGCAGCAAAGUCCUGCACUGGUGGUAAGGACGAUGAUCUUUGCGGCAGCACGUGGUCUAGCUCAAAGUACGAUGGGAAACUUGGCAUAGAGAACCAGAUCAGCGCGACCGCUGUCUUGAUUGCCAACCUGAUCACUUUUGAUCAAAUGACACUCGCAACACAAUCAACUGCGAAGAGCAAUGCUUCCAGCACGACCAGUGGAUCGCCGUCUUCCACUAGCGAUGGGACUAUAGUCAUCACCAAGACUGCCAGUGCUAGCGGCAAGGGUGAUGGCAAUGGCGCCGGUAUGCUCGCCAGCGGGCCCGUCGUGCUUGUUAGUGCGAUGGUCAUGGGUGUCCUGUCCAUCCUUUAA